AGCGCCACAUCGCCAAAUUCUGAACUGGAUGUGCUGGAGCCCACUCAGGGUAUGCCACUCGAGGUGGCCGUCUCCUUUCUGCAACGUCUCGUCAAUAUGGCGGAUGUACUAAUCUUUGCUACUUCGUUGAAUUUCGGCGAACUCGAAGCGGAGAAGAAUAUGUCCAGCGGUGGUAUAUUGCGUCAAUGUUUGCGUCUGGUGUGCACGUGUGCAGUGCGCAAUUGUUUGGAGUGUAAGGAGCGUACACGCUACAAUGUAGGGGCAAUGGCGCGUGAUGUGCCCGGUGCAGCGCAUCUACAGGCGCUUAUACGUGGCGCACAAGCAUCACCCAAGAAUAUUGUUGAGUCAAUAACAGGUCAAUUAUCCCCAGUCAAGGAUCCUGAGAAGCUUCUGCAGGAUAUGGAUGUCAAUCGUUUGCGUGCCGUUAUCUAUCGGGAUGUG
Molecule: messenger RNA, 441 nt
Organism: Rhagoletis pomonella (apple maggot)
Lineage: Eukaryota; Metazoa; Arthropoda; Insecta; Diptera; Tephritidae
Product: neurobeachin-like
Exons: 3
Biological process (GO): intracellular protein localization
Cellular component (GO): cytosol; membrane
Molecular function (GO): protein kinase binding
Source: RefSeq, a predicted model, not a curated record